AUCAAAAUAUCUAAUUGAUCACAAAUUCACAAUCAUACUUAUUAUAUCAAUUUACUAGCUAGCCUUGGCAUGUGGACGAUGAAUUCUCUCAUUUAUUAUAUCAUACAAAAAAAAAUUUGGGGAGUUCUUUCUCAGGCGAGAGAAAGAAAAAAAACGUCAUAACUCCAAAAUUUCGAAUGUUACUCGCAUUCAAUGAUAAUUCACCUACUUAUAUUCAUAAAUAAACCCGAAAAACGCCGGAUGUGUUAUACAAAAGGAGCUGGUCGCCAUGACCGACCGGACAAUUGCUCAAACUCCCCUUCUUUAAAGGAUCCCAGUAAAGGAAAGAAAGAAGCUAAAAAACGCCGUAGCCUUUAUUUUGGGAAGAAUGCCGGCGACGGCGUCGGCCUUGGCGCGAUUCGUCAUCCUAAUUGUAUUCAGCUCAGUGCCAUUAAUAUUUAUUGUGCCACAGACUUCAUGUUACGAAUUCGAACGCCGACAUUCUGCCAAGCUCCGACAUUUCACGGCCAAGAUCGACAAAAUAGUCGCCUCAUCCAAGCCUUCCACUUUCGUCCGGCCUCCACCUCAGGUCGGCGGAGUGUUCUACCCUGUUGGAUACGGAGCAGAUCCCACCGGCCACAACGAUAGCACCGAAGCGAUACAGAAGGCGUUGAACGACGCAUUCCAACAACGUAGUAGCGAUCCGAACCUGAAGGAAGAACUGAUCCCCGGAAUCAAGGACCUGGGCGGCGCCGUCAUCGACCUCCAAGGCGGCAAGUACAAGAUCAGCAAGCCGAUCUCCUUCCCACCUUCCGACGGCGGUGGCCUCCUCGUCAAAGACGGCAGCCUCAGAGCCUCGAGAGGGUUCCCAGCGGAUCGCUUCCUCGUGGAAUUACUCUCGCCGAAAUCGGAGGUGCUGAUCUACAAAACAGAUGACGUGGCGGCGUACCAGGGCAACGGAAUCUACUACGAGGACGUGAGAUUCAAAGACAUCCUCUUCGACUCCGGGUUCAGCGGCGGCGGAGUCCUGGCGGUGGACACCGCCAGGACUCAGAUCACCCACUGCUAUUUCUUGAACUUCACGACGCAGGGGGUUUUGGUGCAAGGGGGGCGUGAUGCCUUCAUCCAGUCCUGUUUCCUCGGCCAGCGCCCCACAGUUGGUGGGGGCGUCGGCGAGAAGGACUAUUCUGGUACUGGGAUCGACCUCGCCGGUAACGACAACGUCGUUACCGACGCGGUGAUCUUCUCCUCCGCAAUCGGGGUGAUGUUGAGAGGGCAGGCCAACAUGUUGAGGGACAUCCACACGUACAACAAGGAGCGGAUCUUCGGCGGGAUCGGGAUCCUGGCCAGGGCGUUCGCCGACUACAACCGGAUCACCGACUGCUUCGUCGACUACAACUCCAUCGUGCUGGAGGACCCCAGGUUCAUCCAGAUCACCAACAGCUUCUUCCUGGGGUACGCGAACGUGGUGCUGAAGGCGGUGAAGGGGAGGCUCGAGGCUCUCUCCAUCACCGACAAUUUCUUCCGGGGGAUCGACAUGGCGCCGGUGGUGGAGCUGCAAGGGGAGUUCACGGAGGUCCGUGACGUGGCGGUGGAUCGCAACCAGGCGUGGAACUCCACGGUCAAGUCGACGUCGGCGAAUAAGGUUCUGGCGAGGAAAGGGACCAAAUGGGUGGCCGAUUUCAGCAAGGUGCUGCUCUUCCCCGACAAGAUCGAGUAUUUUCAGUACUCGUUCCUGGUGAAGGAGUUCAGCAGGAUGCCGAUACAUGCUGCGACCACCGUGGCCGGGAACAAGGUGGUGGUGGAGAGCGAGGGCGUGGCGGACGCUGUUGUUUCGGUGGUGGUUGAUCAGUGCAAUCCCAUUUGAGAAGAGCUACUACUCAUCAUGCUUCUUUCCUUUUUUUGUUCUUUCGAGAUGUAGUUUGUAACAUUCUGUUUUGGUCCCUCGAUCCCUCAGCGUAUUUGUUGGGAUUCAAAUCCCUUGAAAGUUCCAUUUUCUAUGCCUCAUUUUGUCACAUGACUAUGAAUUGGAAAUUCUUGUGCCUUUUUUUCUUUCGAAUGUCUAUCUAUUUACUGGUUGGUUAGAUUGGUUCAUAUGUAUCGUGAAUGAAGUAAAAUCAUGAAUCGAUUUUGAAGUAUCGUUUUAUAUGUUUUUACGGUAUGCAUGAAUUUACAAACUUAUAGUGAUUUGGUUGGGAUUCUUAGAGGUGACUACCUAGCUAGUAGUCUAGUACAUUGAUAAAUCCUUAUUAUACUAGAAUAUAUACAUGAUGAGUGGUGCUUAAUGGACUGAUAUGGGUGGUUGGAGAGGGUUAGGUGCUAACAUUUUUUUUUGUUAGCAUGGUACUAGUACUAGUUCUAAUUAACAGGGACAUUUGAU
Molecule: messenger RNA, 2359 nt
Organism: Linum trigynum
Lineage: Eukaryota; Viridiplantae; Streptophyta; Magnoliopsida; Malpighiales; Linaceae
Source: the annotation of a GenBank genome assembly